ACCUUCCUACAUCACCUUGGUCGAGUAUCGUCGACUCGACAGAAAUCAACUCGUUUCUCGAUUGUGGUGUGAUUUUAAAGUUUUUAGUUUAAUUCACACGUGAAAAUGCCGAAAAAGAAAACCGGUCAACGGAAAAAGGCGGAGAAGCAAAAGCUUCGCCAGAAGGAAAUUCGAAAUCGCGAGUCCCAGUUGCCUGAACAGCCUUGCAAUGUAGCAAUGGAAUGCGAAAAAUGUGGAAGAAAGCAAAAAUCUCGUGCCUUCUGUUAUUUCUGUCAGAGCGUUCAACGUCUCCCCAUCUGCGCUCAAUGUGGAAAACAAAAAUGUAUGCUCAAGACGGGGGAUUGCGUUAUCAAACAUGCCGGAGUCUACACCACCGGACUGCAGAUGGUGGGAGCGAUUUGUGACCACUGUGAGGCAUGGAUCUGCCACGGGCGGAAGUGUCUCCAGACGCACGCUUGCGUUUGUCCCCUGAUGGAUGCCACUUGCAUCGAGUGCGAGCGAGGUGUCUGGGAUCACGGAGGUCGAAUGUAUAAGUGUUGCUUCUGCGACAACUUCCUGUGCGAGGAUGACCAAUUCGAGCAUCAAGCUUCCUGUCAGGUUCUGGAAUCGGAAUCGUACAAGUGCCAAUCUUGUAACAAACUUGGCCAAUAUUCUUGUCUGCGUUGCAAGAUAUGUUACUGCGAGGAUCACAUUCGUAGGAAAGGAUUCAAGUACGAUAAAAAUAAGCCAAUUCCUUGUCCUAAAUGCAACUACGACACAAGUCAGACUAAGGAUUUGAGCAUGUCGGUCCGUAGCCACAAGUAUGGUCGUAAGCGCCAGGAUGACUCAGGUGACGACGAUGAUUACGUCUACGAUCCGGAAUACACUGCCUACCGUGAAGCAGCCGAUCAAUACAAUGAUACGGAUUCUGACGAGUAUGACGAUGAUUACGAGGAUGAUGAUGAUGAUGAUGAGUCGGAGGAUGAUGAAGAAGAUCAAGAUGACACCAAGGCGGGUCCAAGUGAGAAGGGAACAAAAUAAACAUUGCAUGGAAUUUUCAUUCUAUUUACUGGAAGGCAGUCGCUAGAAGAGCAACAAAUUGUGUCGAAAUAAAUUAUGUUUAUUAUAAUUCGAUCAA
Toxorhynchites rutilus septentrionalis is the source of this 1117-nucleotide messenger RNA. It is a transcript of the gene Noa36, whose product is annotated as zinc finger protein 330 homolog. The transcript is spliced from 3 exons. The coding region runs from base 106 to 1020 and encodes 304 amino acids. The record is from RefSeq and is a predicted model, not a curated record. Gene Ontology annotation, molecular function: zinc ion binding. Gene Ontology annotation, cellular component: nucleus. Lineage: Eukaryota; Metazoa; Arthropoda; Insecta; Diptera; Culicidae.